UAAAAUAUGUUUAAUCCUAACUGUAUCAAAACAUUAAGAACAAUGAGUGCAUCAUCAUAACGUUCUGCUUAAAAUAAAUAAUUGAUGGAGGAAAUUGAUUCUGCUAUUGAAGAUUUAAGAGAAUGGAAAAAAAAUGAAAAUCUUGAAUUGAAAAAACAACUCAUGCAAAAUUAACAAACUAAAAAAAUAAUCUACAAAAGUGGCUAUGAAAUAGAUGAAGAAGAAGACACUCGUUAAGAAGAAUUAUUAUAAUAAUAAGCAGAUUUAAAUUAGAAAUUAUAAAAGAUUAGACAAGAAUAUAUGAAAGAAUAUCUUAAAAUUACAAAGUAUAUGGCUAGUGAAUAAAAAACCUAAGAAGUGACUUUAAAAUUAUAAGAAAGUUCUUAAAGAUUAGAAAAUUUAGAAAAUUAUCCAACUAAUUAACUUAAUCUUAAUCAACUUGAUGAUGAUAUCUUCUUAAAACUUACUUAAUGGAAAUCUUAAUUAGCAGAACUAGAUUAAAUUUCUUAAAACCAAUAAUCUGUUUAAUAAGUUUCAUAAAAUGAUUAAAAUGAAUAAGUUUCAGCAAAUAUGAAAUAAAAAAUACAAUUAGAGUUAGAUUCAUUUUAAAAAGAUGAAUAAAAAAUUUCAAAAGAAUCACUAAAAUAGCAGGAAUUUAAUUAGCAUAUUAAAUAAGAAUUGAAUGAGCUUGAUAAGGAUUUUGAUGAAAUAGAUUCAUUAUUAAAUUAAUGCGGAAUCAAAUGA
Messenger RNA from Paramecium sonneborni, 744 nucleotides. Lineage: Eukaryota; Ciliophora; Oligohymenophorea; Peniculida; Parameciidae. The record is from the annotation of a GenBank genome assembly.